AUGAGUGCACCAGGUAAAAGACCAGCUCCUAAUGGGGAUUUACCAGACGCAAAACGCCCAAAGCAAGAAAACGGAACUUCUGUUGCUGCAGCACAAGCAGCUGGAGCUCCUCGUAUGAAUCCAGCAGAGAUAGCAGCCAUGAUUGCUGCUAGGAAGGCAGAGGUUCAAGCUAAAUAUGGCUCACAGAUAUCAGCUACGAGUGCUGCCACUUUCUCAGCUACGCCUCAACCAGCAACGACAACACUAACAGCGAAACCACAAUCCACCACACCCGCAGCAUCACAACCCAUCAAUAUAAGUGAAAUCCAGAAAAAAAUAAUCGAAGCCCGAGCCAAAGUAGCAGCCGGUCUAUCAAGCACUGGACUUGCAAUGCCACAAGAUAAAACCAAACGUGGUCUAAAAGCUGAAUUCUUUCCUGGUCUAGACUUGACUAGUGGAGCUAUCAAUCUCGAAACCAUCAAAGCAAACAUCCCGAAAUCCUCAUUUGCUACCACAAAAGCCAACAUCCGUGAAACUAGUAAACCCGAAAAGUUCGAAAUAAAGGAAUUGAAGAUUGAACGACCAGAUACAGCAGCAUUCUCUGAUCCACGCCAAAACCCAUACUUUGAUCCGAAGUUGACGGCUGCUGUGGCUCCCAAGAUGAGACACAAAAAGACGUUUCAUUUUGUAAAACCAGGUGCAUUUGUAGAAGAAGCCAAUAAGGCUAGAGCUGUUGCUCAGCUAGAGUCUUUGAAACAGGCUAUUGCCGAAUCAGUCAAGAAAUCAGGUCUGGAAACUGAAAUGGAAUUGGUGUCUGAUCUCAGCAUAAGAAAGGAGCCACCGCCUAUAGUUGAAUGGUGGGAUUUACCACUACUUCCUUCAGGAUCAUAUACGGAUGUAGACCUAGGACGAUAUCGUGAAAAGCUGACGGACGACUCGGAUAUAGUAACCAGUCUAGUGCACCAUCCCUCGAAACUUGAUCCACCUGGUAAUAAAGCACCUGUAGUAGCACGGCCAUUAAUGUUGACCAAGAAGGAGCAAAAGAAACUACGUCGUCAAAAACGUCUAGAAGCACAAAAAGAAAAGAUGGACAAGAUACGUAUAGGAUUGCUACCACCCGAUGUACCAAAACUACGUAUAGCCAACUUGAUGAGAGUAUUAGGAACAGAGGCAGUAUCAGAUCCAACCAAGAUGGAAGCCACCGUACGAGCUCAAAUGAAGGCACGUCAGACGGCUGCAGCUGCUCACGACGCUGCCAAUAAACUCACCGACGAGCAACGUAAAGAAAAAAAUCGUGCUAAAAUGCAAGAAGAUACAUCUGAAAUAGUCGAAGUAGCUGUAUUCAGACUCGGACAUUUAGAAAACAAGCAGCAUAAAUUCAAGGUGGACAAUAAUGCCCAGCAAUUGUAUCUCACGGGGUGUGUCAUUGUAUAUCAGGCUUUUACGCUGGUGGUCGUCGAAGGUGGACCAAAGGGGAUCAAAAAGUACAAGAAGCUCAUGCUCAAGCGUAUCAAAUGGGAAGUUAAUGGAAUGAGUAUGACACGUGAUGAUGACAAUGACGAAGAAGAAGAGGAGGAAGAUGCCAAGCCAAAUCAAUGUGUGCUUGUGUGGGAGGGUGAAGUCAAGACACCAGCGUUUGAGAAAUUCGUCUUCUUCAAGGCUCCAACUGAAACACGUGUAAAGGAGAUCUUGGCACCGAAAGAUGUGAUGCAUUAUUGGGAUGCUGCAAAGAAUUGGGUGCCAGAGGCCAUGUAA
Synchytrium microbalum is the source of this 1734-nucleotide messenger RNA. RefSeq lists its product as uncharacterized. Gene Ontology annotation, biological process: mRNA splicing, via spliceosome. Gene Ontology annotation, cellular component: U4/U6 x U5 tri-snRNP complex. The transcript is spliced from 2 exons. Lineage: Eukaryota; Fungi; Chytridiomycota; Chytridiomycetes; Synchytriales; Synchytriaceae. The coding region runs from base 1 to 1734 and encodes 577 amino acids. The record is from RefSeq and is a predicted model, not a curated record.